UGCUGCCCACGCGCCCUCCUGUCUACCCUGCCCACCGGCCAGGGCCCGGCCGCCCGCCCGUGGAUGAGCCACAGGACCUCCUCCACCUUCAGAGCGGAGAGAAGCUUCCAUUCUUCCUCCUCCUCCUCCUCCUCGGCCUCCCACACCCUUCCAGCCCAGGAGCCACCCAUGGAGAAGGCGUUGAGCAUGUUCUCCGAGGAUUUCGGCAGCUUCAUGCGGCCCCACUCGGAGCCCCUGGCCUUCCCAGCCCUCCCCACAGCCCAUCCCGGGGGGCAGGGCAACAUCAAGACCCUGGGAGAUGCCUAUGAGUUUGCCGUGGACGUGAGCGACUUCUCACCUGAAGACAUCAUCGUCACCACCUCCAACAACAACAUCGAGGUGCGAGCUGAGAAGCUGGCAGCUGACGGCACGGUCAUGAACACCUUUGCUCACAAGUGCCAACUGCCGGAGGACGUGGACCCCACAUCGGUGACCUCGGCCCUGAGGGAGGACGGCAGCCUCACCAUCCGGGCUCGGCGCCAACCACACACGGAGCACGUCCAGCAGAUCUUCCGGACCGAGAUAAAAAUCUGAGGGCCUCCCCCUCCCUUCCCCCAACUCCCCCAUCUUCUCCCCCACUGGCCGGCCAGAGUGGCUCUCCUGACCCCCUCAUGACAGCUUCUGGGACAUCUCAGCCCAGGUUCAGGCCCUGACACCUCCACCCCAGACCCCAGGUGGGUCACCCCCUCCAAAUGUGGCCUUCUGCUCUACCCAGGGCAGGCCAGGGCCCCCAGAUUCCAGAUGUGGCCUCGUUCACUUAAUCCAGAAUAAAGGGAUUGGGAUGGGGAACAGGAGAUCCCGAAGAACCCAGUUUGGGGAAGGGGGUUUGGGACAGGCAGGAUCUCUGGGCAAAUAAUCUGCAGGACAGACAGACAAAUUCUGAUCUAUGGAGUCUCUGCAGGGCAGGGGCAGGGGGACUGGGGACCUGGGGACCUGGGACCCCCUUGGCCAAGGGGAGCGGGAGAGGCAGAGGGAGAUCACAGGCAGAGGUGCCCAGCUAAACUGAACUGCCCGGGCACAGGGAGGCCAGAGGAGACAGCCAUGAUGGUCCACUUCCCCUCUGCUGCUCUCCAAGCCCCGAACCAGCUGCCAGGCUGUCUGCCCACAAGGUGCCCCAGCCAGCCAGCUGUGCCCGCGCAGGGCCACAUUGUGUCUGUAUAUAGAUGGGGUUUUUCCAAUACAGCUGGUUCGUGAUAAACUGUGUGAACCGUCUGUUACCUGCUCAUACCCCCAGGUAAGCCUGGGCCAAGGGGUGGGGCUGAUCCUUCUCCCUCCCACCCAGAGACCUGGGCUCCCGGGGCUGCCUCCACUGCAGACAGGUUACCCAACAGAGGAAGUAUGGAUGGGGCUUUGGGUCCUCAAAGUAGGACCCCAGCUUCCUGCCAACCUUCCCUUGUGGCCAUUCACCUCCCCCAUCCUGCCCUCUGUAAUCCGUGAAGCUAUAGGCUUGGUGUGUGUAUACACACACACACACAAACACACACAAACAGGCAUACACACAUGCACAUGCACACGUGCACACUUAUCUUUGUCCUUCAAAUACUAAACAUUACCACUGGUUAAAGCCAAAUUCGGAACGUUCUAAAAUCAGAUUUACAAUCUCCAUUCUUCUCAAUGGGGACAGAGUCUGAACAGUUGAGCACCCUGCGCCCACAGUCUCCUGCUAGAGAAUGUCCUAAGCACAGGAAGAGUCCCCACCCCAGUUCCCUCCUAGUCCCCAGUCCAGGGCAAGGACCUCCCGUCUGCCUUCGUUCUGGGGAGCCCCAACUGCCCCCCGUGACCCUGGCUCAGUCUCCCACAUACAGAAGCAGGGGUGAUGGGUAAGGGUGGUUCCCAGUUAGUCGGGGCCCCUGGAGCAAGUGGCAAGGCCAGCCUUGGCCCUCUGCACCUCUUUGGUCAGUGUUCUGUAAGGUGCCCUCUCACCCCUGCCAUUCUGGGGCCCUUAGGAAAUGACUGGGGGUGGGGGCAGAGGAGGGUCCUGGCACUGUACCCUGCACACAAUAAACAACAGAAUCAUGGACUUUU
Messenger RNA from Eubalaena glacialis (North Atlantic right whale), 2064 nucleotides. RefSeq names its product heat shock protein family B (small) member 7 (gene HSPB7). The coding region runs from base 64 to 573 and encodes 169 amino acids. The record is from RefSeq and is a predicted model, not a curated record. Gene Ontology annotation, biological process: heart development. NCBI's taxonomy places the organism in Eukaryota, Metazoa, Chordata, Mammalia, Artiodactyla, Balaenidae. Gene Ontology annotation, cellular component: nucleus; cytoplasm. The transcript is spliced from 3 exons.